Myotis lucifugus (little brown bat) is the source of this 1095-nucleotide messenger RNA. RefSeq names its product Zic family member 5 (gene ZIC5). The record is from RefSeq and is a predicted model, not a curated record. Gene Ontology annotation, cellular component: nucleus. Lineage: Eukaryota; Metazoa; Chordata; Mammalia; Chiroptera; Vespertilionidae. Gene Ontology annotation, molecular function: DNA-binding transcription factor activity, RNA polymerase II-specific; RNA polymerase II cis-regulatory region sequence-specific DNA binding. Gene Ontology annotation, biological process: regulation of transcription by RNA polymerase II; central nervous system development.
AUGCCAUAUGUCAACCAUAUUGCUUACACAAGGCAGAGGGGGAAAAAAGUCACCCCCGCGAGAGCCUAUGGGUUUGAUUGUGUGGUUCUGAUGGAGCCCCCUUUGAGCAAGAGGAACCCGCCAGCGUUGAGAUUAGCGGACUUGGCACCGGCUCAGGCCAGGCCUCUUCAGAAUAUGACAGGCUUCCCAGCGCUGGCCAGCCCGCCCGCCCACUCCCAACUUCGCGCCAUAGCCACGCACCUCCGCCCUCGGGACCUGGGCGCUGACCUCGGCGUGGCCAUCACUCCGCUCGGACCCGAGCACAUGGCCCAGGCGAGCGCCCUCCGCCUCAGUCCUCUCUCCCAGGCACUCCCGGCACAGCCUGAGGCUCCCGCGGUCGCCGCCCGCGCAGCGGCCUCGGGGCACACCCCGGAGGGGGGGCCCCUUUCCCGGGGCCACAUCUGCUUCUGGGAGGACUGUCCGCGCGAGGCCAAGCCUUUCAAGGCCAAAUACAAGCUCAUCAAACCACAUCCGCGUGCACACGGGGCGAGAAGCCCUUUCCCCUGCCCCCUUUCCGGGGCUGCGGGCAAGGUGUUCCCUGCCCCUUUCCGGGCUGCGAUCCACAAAGCGCACUCAUACAGGAACCUCAAGAUCCACAAGCGCACUCAUACAGGGGAAAAGCCUUUCAAAUGUGAAUUUGAUGGCUGUGACAGGAAGUUUGCCAACAGCAGUGAUAGAAAGAAACACUCCCAUGUCCACACCAGCGACAAGCCCUACUACUGCAAGAUUCGAGGCUGUGACAAAUCUUACACUCACCCGAGCUCCCUGAGGAAGCACAUGAAGAUUCAUUGCAAGUCUCCACCACCUUCUCCAGGAGCCAUUGGCUACUCAUCAGUGGGGACUCCACUGGGUGCCCCCUUGUCCCCUGUGCUGGACCCAACAAGGAGUCGCUCUACCACUCUCUCCCCUCAGGUGACCAACCUCAAUGAGUGGUACGUUUGCCAGGCCAGUGGGGCCCCCGGCCACCUCCACACACCUUCCAGCAACGGAACCACUUCUGAGUCUGAAGAUGAGGAGAUAUAUGGGAACUCUGAAGUUGUGCGGACGAUACAUUAG